UGCGCUUUGGUCGAUGCUUAAUUCGUCUUCCGUGUUUUGUGUCGACGAAGAAGAACAUGCUCGACCCAAACAGACGCCGCUCACACACGUGAGAGGGACAAACUGCAGAGAUUACAGACCUCCGUGUGUCUGAAUGCAGCUUCACUGACCGUCAGAAACAUUCACGAAGCUCCGCACGAUGCUGUUUACUCGGAGGUGCGUUCAGUGUCUGACGGCGGUCGGAAACAGGCAGGUCAUCAGAUGCUGCUCCGCUGCUCAGGGUGAAGUGAGGGUCAGGUUUGCACCGAGUCCCACAGGUUUCUUACACCUCGGCGGCCUUCGAACCGCUCUCUAUAAUUACAUCUUUGCCAAGAAGUAUGGAGGUGUGUUCAUCCUGCGACUGGAGGACACCGAUCAGAGCAGGCUGGUACCAGGAGCUGCAGAGUCCAUAGAGGACAUGCUGGAGUGGGCUGGUCUACCUCCAGAUGAGAGUCCUCGUCGAGGCGGCUCUGUUGGUCCUUACCUGCAGUCUCAGAGACUAGACCUCUACAAUCAGACAGCCAAGCAGCUUGUCGAGAGCAAUCACGCCUACUACUGUUUCUGCAGCUCUCAGAGACUUGACCUGCUCAAAAAAGAGGCCGUAAGGAGUGGACAGAUACCUAGGUAUGAUAACAGGUGUCGUCACCUUCGGGCUGAGCAGGUCCAGGAGAAACUGGCUCAGGGAGUGCCACAUGUGAUCAGGUUUCGGUUGGAAGAAGGUGUCGAGCCUUUUCAGGAUCUGAUCUUUGGAAAGAAUCAUCAUGACGUAGCCCAGGUGGAGGGGGACCCUGUAGUGAGAAAAGCAGAUGGUUUUCCCACCUAUCACCUUGCUAACAUAGUGGAUGAUCAUUACAUGAGGAUCAGCCACGUGCUGCGAGGGUCUGAGUGGCUCAUCUCCACCUCUAAACAUCUCCUCAUGUACCGUGCGCUUGGAUGGCAGCCGCCCACCUUUGGACACCUGCCACUUCUGAUGAACAAAGACGGCAGCAAACUGUCCAAAAGGCAGGGGGACAUAUUCAUUCAAAGCUUCCAGAGAGACGGAGUCCUGCCGGAGGCUCUGCUGGAUAUCACGACCAACUGUGGAUCUGGAUUCAACACCAAUCGAAUUGGCCGGAGGAUAGAUGAACUGAUCUCUGAGUUUAAUCCAGAAAAAAUAACGACACAUUCAGCUCUGAUAGACCUGGAAAAACUACCAGAGUUUAACAGAAUUCACCUACAGCAUCGCAUUGAGAAUGAGGAGCAGUGCCGUUUGCUGAUAAAGGAUCUGCAGGAACAGAUCCAGCAGGCCUUUAUAGCAGAGAUCCAGGGCAGAGACGUACUACAUGAGGAUUAUAUCAGGCGGGUGCUACAUCUUCGUAAGGGUCACAUAUCCUCCCUUAAAGAGCUUCUAAGUCCGGCUUACUCUUACCUGUGGGUGCGUCCUUCCAUCUCCAGCCAGCAGGUGGCAUCCCUCACUGCAGAGGCCCAUCAUAUUGCUUCAUUAGUGCUAAAAUUAAUAGCUGAGCGAGGUGAAGAGCUCACUGUGGAUCGACUCAAUAAAGAUCUGAAGACUCUGGCGAAGCAGACUAAAGCCACCAAGUACAGAGAAUUGAUGAAGCUGCUACGUCUGACUCUCAGUGGUCUGCAGCAAGGGCCCAGUGUUGCUGAGAUGAUGGUGUCUUUGGGGCCUGCAGAGAUCAGCCACCGAUUUAAGAAACUUGUGCUGCUCUCAGAGACGAGUUAAACACCGGACGGCCUGUCACCUCACAGACUAAUGAACAUGAUGUAAGACAAGAGCUGCUGCAUGUUGGGAGUUACAUCCAAACACCUGGUGAUUCUGCCAAAACCGUCUGGGACACAUUUAAAAUGAACUGCACCCGGCUGAAAGAAGUGGAAUAAUACUUGAAUUAUUAUAAAUAUUUUAUUAAAAAUGGUUUUACUCA
Larimichthys crocea (large yellow croaker) is the source of this 1940-nucleotide messenger RNA. It is a transcript of the gene ears2, whose product is annotated as glutamyl-tRNA synthetase 2, mitochondrial. The record is from RefSeq and is a predicted model, not a curated record. Bases 179 to 1741 code for a protein of 520 amino acids. Gene Ontology annotation, molecular function: glutamate-tRNA ligase activity; tRNA binding; zinc ion binding. Gene Ontology annotation, biological process: glutamyl-tRNA aminoacylation. Gene Ontology annotation, cellular component: mitochondrion. The transcript has 10 exons. NCBI's taxonomy places the organism in Eukaryota, Metazoa, Chordata, Actinopteri, Sciaenidae.